Messenger RNA from Armigeres subalbatus, 3922 nucleotides. RefSeq lists its product as uncharacterized. Bases 317 to 3742 code for a protein of 1141 amino acids. The transcript is spliced from 5 exons. Lineage: Eukaryota; Metazoa; Arthropoda; Insecta; Diptera; Culicidae. The record is from RefSeq and is a predicted model, not a curated record.
AAGAUAGGUUCAGGUUCAUAGACUGAAAAGGUCUGAACAUAGAAUAAAGCAAAUCAAAACAAACGCAAACAAAGAGGGAAAUUCAAAACCAUCAACACAUUUCCGUGUGAAACGGUCGCCAUCGCUGCAUUAAUUUCGUCAUAGAAAAUUAUUUUCUUCAGUUUUUCGUCGUUUAUUGUCGAUAUUAGAUUAAAUUUGAGUGAAGUUGGUUUAUGCAGAAUCACGAUUUAUUUUCCUGGAUUCAAUUCCGAUUGAGAGUGCAGUUUAAACUUCAUUGUUCCUUAUUCAUCAGAUAGGACCGUUGGAACAACGAAUCAUGGAUUCGAGGGCGCUAGAUGCUUUGAAGAAACAAAGAUAUCUAGCAGCUCAAACGCUGCAGAAAGCUGACGAUAUGAGAGAGCGUAGUCCAAUUAACGGAAAAAGUAUUGCUAGAAAUAAUCGGUUCGUGGCCUCGCCCCCAACGCAAGAUUGGGAUGAUACGAGAAGUGACAAUGGAUCUAUGCUUCAACCUAGACAGUGUAGAACCAUAAACAUUACAGAACUUGAAGAGGAUAAAACAAUACAUGUGCAAGCCACGCCUCAGAAGCUAUCGUUCGAUCCCAAUGAAAUUUCAGCUAGUUCCUCUAUAAAGCAUUUAUCUUCGGAACAGACCCGAAGAAAACUUCCACUGGAGCAGAUGGCACCAGAUAUCCAUGCUAUUUUGAACGAAAGUAUUGCUCCAGAGGUCCGGGAACUAAGUGGCAUGUACAGUAGUAGGGCGUCGAAUUCCCACGAUUUGGCGAUGCAUUUGCUCCAGUCAGAUGACCGAGCGGAUGUGAGUCUACCGAGAACGGCGGAUAUGAGCCGCCUGUCAGCUAUGAGAGAAUCUCUGUCGUCAAAUGUGUCGAAAAGCGCUCAGGAAGACUUUUGGGAUUUGCCCGCGACCGGUGCGGCACCUCCCUUUGCAAGCAGUUGGAUGCAGAAGGAGUUGACCCAGCUGGAGGACAUCAGUUUUCAACCGGCAGAAAGUCAGCAAUCGCGUCUUAUUGCCGAUGAGCUGGCGUGGGAGCAAGAGUAUGCUGUUUUGCCACAGUUGAACACAGAAAUAAAGACAAAAAAUACAUCUCAUGCAGAUCGACCGAAGCUGCCACGAAACUUGAAAAAUCACGUUGAUUUUUCCUGCUUUUCGGGAUAUUUAGGACAGGUGGAACCGUUGCAGGCCACUCGCGUUGAAGAUACAAGUUUCUGCUCGGUAGGUGAAUAUUUCAACAAGAUGUCGGAUGACUUGCAUGGCAUGAUUUCGGAAACGAGUCCUCCACGCCGAACGCCACUUCCUUUAGUAGAUUUGAGUAAUUUAGGAUCUUGUGAAUCUGGUGGAAAGACUCCUGCCAAACCAAGACGGAAUGCGGAAUCGAUCUCAAACACAACUGACAAAGAAAAUUCGCUUAGCGUUUCUGAACUAAUGAAGGCUAUUGGAUCGAUAAAACUUGAAGACUCGCCAACGGAAUUUAUCAACAAAAUUCAACACAUGAGUAAAGGAAAAGCUGGUGAACUGACGAAAAAUCGGCCGAGCAUGCCAACAACUCCGAAGCCACAUUCAUCGACGACGGUACAUAAAACCGCAUCUUUGAAAACCGAUUUGGCGUCAGUUGUUCAAACGCCGUCCUUUAUGCGUGAUCUGGAGAAAGCAAAAACACAUACCGCACAGCAUGGUAAUCUUUCCGAUACUGCAAGCUUUACCGAAUCUCUCCUAGAGUCAUCAGCUUUCAUUCCGAAAGAUCCUAGAUUGGUCACAUCGAGCCCGGUAGAUCUUUCCGCGCCUCCUUCAGCAGCUAAAAGCACUCAGAAUGGAAUCGAUGGAACGUACAAUAUUUCGACUGCGAAGAAACCACUUCUGGACACAUAUCGAUUAUCGACGGCAGAUCAACAGGAACAUUCUUUUGUUCCAGUUAUCCAUGAGCCUCCGAAGUGUCAGAAAAAGAUUCAACUAGAAGUUCCACCACUGAAACCGAGCCGUAAACGGAGAUCUAGUUCUGCGACACGUAAGGAGCUCAUAGAAGCCGAAGAGAAACGUUUGGAAGCUGCACAGAUACAUCAAAAACGAUCUCGAUCCCCCACAAAUAUUGCGGAACUGAAGGCAGUAUCCAGUCACAUGACCGUCCACAACGAAACGCCGAAAAGUUCCAUCCCUUCGCAACGAUCGCAGCCGAAGUCAACUAACCGAUCAUUUCUUUCACCGGAGCCCAGGAAUCGUGACGUUUACCCGAGCGAUAAGUCUCCGUUCACCUCGCCCAAAUCGGCUGUUUCUUCGGAUUUACGAGAAAUGAAUCGAGCUACCUAUUCGGAGCCUUCUAAAUCCCCGAAAAGAUAUAAUACUUUGGGGGCUGCACGUUCCGCUUCACAGUGCUCGGUUACCAGCAGUGAAUUCAGUCAUAAGGAUGGCAUUCUUCCACUGAAGGCCACCCACUCCGAAUUGUCCUGGCCAAGCACGAAACUGAGGAAGAGUGAGAAGAAAUCGUUACAAAUCAAAAAUAUGUCUAACAAGAAACUGAUCAUCAAAGCCAGCAUUACAGGGCCAGGCUUCCAGUUAUGCGGAACUGAGCAAGUGCUAACGCUACACAGCCAGGAAUGUCGAACGGUCACCAUCGAUUUUUGUCCAACCGUAAUUGGUCCUGCUGUUGGACUUCUCAGCUUUCUGCCACCACAUGACAACUAUGCUCACCGCUCAGUUUCUCUAUUUGGCUACGGUGGUGAGGCAUCUAUUCGUGCAGAAGGAAUCCAGAAAGGCCCCACUGGACCCUAUUUGGAACUCGGCCAGGCUCGCAAUCUUGGGCGGCCUCUCGAGAAGUCCUUCACGCUCUACAACAAAGGAAGUCUUCCUGCAUUCGCUCGCGUUGCCAUCGACAUGAAGAAAGUGGAUCAAACCUUCCUGGCCACUGCAGUAUUCGUUCAACCACAAAAGGUCAUCAUUCCACCGAACACGUACGUCCACAUCAAUGUCAGCUUCAAACCUCGUCGUCAGGAAAUCGCAAAAAUUCUUCAAAAACAAGUCGACGUCCUCUCGAUCACGAAUCUCCACAUCAUCUGGGGCGAUGAAGCGACUCGGCACCGCAUUCGCCGAAUAAUCAGCCUCAUCAAAAGGAACGACCUGCAAGAUGAUAAUUUCUCUCCCCUGGCUUCCGUUUGCGAAUUUAUUCCGAACGAAUCUGAAUUCAGUGAAUUGGAAUGCUUCUCCGAGAAUCUUUUCCAAACUGUUCACGAGCUUUUCCUGACUUUUCGCGAGUACGAACUGGUCCUGACGGUCGACCGGGCUUUGGACGAAACUAUGAUCGACUUUACCCUCACGGAGGACAGCAGUGCCCUGUUCAAAACCAUGUGUCUUUCGGACGGGGGCUCACCUCGCCUCCCAGAUGACAUCUCGCCGGCACUGCAAUCGGCGAAACGGCAAAGCGGUGAAUCGUGGAGUGUUCGACCAACUUUUCUGGAGUUUACGGCCGCAGAACGCACGAAACAGUUUGUGAUCAAAAGUAACUUCUAUACGACUCAAUUUUUUGAACUGAACUCCAACUUCCGACCGUUGUUCAAGUUCUCGCCCAUGGAAGGCCAAAUCCGACCCGGGCAGGAGGUGAUUGUAAAUGUUAAUUUCCAGACGGGCCCACAGCCGCAGCAACCGAUCGUUAUUGUGGUUUACAUUGAGAACGAGAAGAUUACAAUUCCGGUGCACAUUCGCUACCGUGGUCGACAUGACAAUGGAUUGUACUGAAACGAAAGGCUGCCAGCAUUAGCAUGUUAAGUCCUGGUUGAGACUAUCAAAUUAAUAAGUAGAUAUAGUUUAUUGUUAUUAAUUUAUUCUUACUCGCCUAUUGCGAUCAAGUGCACUAACCAAGGUUGGCUUUUAUAUUGUCCUCACGUUUAUAAUUAAAUAUACAUUACUAAACAACUG